This is a messenger RNA of Anthostomella pinea, 705 nucleotides long. The record is from the annotation of a GenBank genome assembly. NCBI's taxonomy places the organism in Eukaryota, Fungi, Ascomycota, Sordariomycetes, Xylariales, Xylariaceae.
AUGGCAGAUAGAUCUCUCGUAUUCUCCCCGGCUCCGUACCAUAUCCUCUCGUACGGCACGCUUUUGGGCACCCAGUUCUUUCACGUGAGCCACAGUCCAUGGAUCUCAUCGAGAGGUCUCAUCAAACCCUCGUUUCCUGCUCCUGCUCCCGCUCUGCCGUUCACGUUCCCGCUCCCCAAACACAGGAGGCAGCAACUAACCCAGUCCCCCCCAACCAACCAGACAUUCAUCAACUCCAUAGCAGCCUUCAAAGUGCUAGAGCGUCCCCAAUUCGCCGUUCUGCAGCGCGCGCUCUUCCCAGCCUACUUCGGCAUCCAGACCGCAGCGCCCGCCCUGCUCGCCCUGACCUACCCGGGCACCAGCACCCUGGGCGCGCUGAACCGCGGCACCAUACCAACCGGCAUCAGCGGCGUGCUGCACGCGUCGAACCGCUGGGGCGUGCUGGCGCCGCUGGCCACGGUGUUUGCGACGGGCCUCGUCAACCUGGUGUACCUGCUGCCCGAGACCAACAAGGUGACGGCGGCGCGGAGGAAGCAAGGGAAGAAAGAUGGCAAGCAGAGCUGGGAUGCGGCGCCCCAUUCGAACGAGAUGGAAGCCCUGAACAAGAAAUUUGGCCAAUUGCACGGCAUCUCCUCGCUGCUGAACAUGGCGACGUUUGCAGCAACGAUUGUCUACGGGUUUACUCUAGCCUCGAGGAUCGAGUAG